GAUGACGCAAUAUUUCCGGGUGUAACAGCACGCGCCGGCCCGGAGGUAACUGUCGGUCAUUGCGCUUGGCAGAGAGACUGAAACACACAAACCGGCUCUGGAGAUUGCACAUCUUGGAGCUACACAUCGGACACUUCCCUAAUCUUUCUGAACUUUGAUCUGGGAUCCUUAGUUGGACACAGGGCAACAAACUCGCUCUAUAUCUCAGGCUUGGCCUGAUCCCUUCAUCUUUCAGUCCCCUUCAGCUUCUCAGCAGAUGUGCGUCUGAACAUGGACCUGAGUACCAUUCUCUUGUUCCCAGUACAUGCAGUAGUAUGGCUCUACUCCCUCUUGAGCUUUCUACCAUGGUACUUCAUGACUGGAGUUCAGAAAAAGAAAGCCCUGGCAAAGAGAGUCAAAUCCAGGUCAACCACCGGUCAGGCUGAAGGGCCAUAUCGUUCCGUGGAUCGCUUCGACUCCCUGGUCACGGAGGACUACGCUGGAAAAGACACGCUUGAUAAGCUGUUUGACUAUGCGGUGGAGCGUUUCGGUAAAGCGGACUGCCUGGGAACCAGAGAAGUUCUGAGCAAAGAAAAUGAGACUCAGCCGAGUGGGAAGGUCUUCAAAAAGGUACAUCCUCCUCUGACAUAUUCUGUACGGCUAUUGAGCAGACCCAUAGUGAAGCCCGUCCCAUCAGACCUCGCUGUUAUUAUGUACACCAGCGGCUCCACCGGUAGACCUAAAGGGGUGAUGAUCAUUCACAGUAACCUGAUCGGGGGCAUGGCAGGCCAGUGCGAGAGGAUACCUGGAUUGGGACCAAAGGAUACGUAUAUUGCCUAUCUUCCUCUUGCUCAUGUGCUGGAAAUGACGGCUGAGAUCUCGUGUGUGACGUACGGCUGCAGGAUCGGCUAUUCCUCCCCACAAACACUGUCUGAUCAGUCAACCAAAAUUAAGAAGGGAAGUAAAGGUGACUGCACCAUGCUGAAACCUUCUCUAAUGGCCUCCGUACCUGAAAUAAUGGACCGGAUCAAUAAGAACGUCAUGAGUAAAGUGCAGGAGAUGAACUGCGUGCAGAGAACCCUGUUCAAACUGGCCUACGACUACAAGCUCGAGCAGAUCAAGAAGGGUUAUGAUGCGCCCCUGUGCAAUAUUUUGUUUAAGAAAGUCAGAGCUCUGCUGGGUGGAAACGUGCGGAUGAUGCUGUCCGGAGGAGCCCCUCUGUCUCCCACCACUCAGCGCUUCAUGAACAUCUGCUUCUGCUGUCCUGUUGGUCAGGGUUACGGUCUUACUGAGACCUGUGGAGCGGGAACUAUAACUGAGGUUGCUGACUAUAGCACAGGACGAGUUGGAGCUCCUCUAAUCUGCUGUGAGGUCAAACUCAAAGAUUGGGCAGAAGGUGGCUAUACGAAGCAUGACAAGCCUCAUCCACGUGGUGAGAUCCUCAUCGGCGGUCCUAAUGUGACCAUGGGCUACUCCCGGAGUGAAGGCUGUAAUAAUGAAGACUUCUUUGCGGAUGAGAACGGCCAGCGGUGGUUCUGCACUGGUGAUAUAGGAGAGAUGCACCCUGACGGCUGUCUUCAGAUUGUCGAUCGCAAGAAGGACCUUGUGAAACUUCAAGCUGGGGAGUAUGUCUCUUUAGGCAAAGUUGAGUCAGCUCUGAAGAACUGCUCUCUCAUUGACAACAUCUGUGCUUACGCAAACAGUGACCAGAACUACGUUAUCAGCUUCAUUGUUCCUAAUCAAAAGAACCUGACAGCUCUUGCCAAUCAGAAGGGCAUUGAGGGCACAUGGGAAGAGAUUUGCAACCACCCAGUUAUGGAAAGGGAAGUUCUGAGAGAAAUUAAAGAAGUUGCAACUUCAAUUAAACUCCAGCGCUUUGAGAUACCAGUUAUGGUCCAUCUGAGCCCGGAGCCUUGGACCCCUGAAACGGGCCUGGUGACGGACGCAUUCAAACUGAAGAGGAAAGAACUGAAGAACCACUAUCUCAAUGACAUCGAAAGAAUGUAUGGCCACAAGUAGGACCUCUAUCACAGCCAAAGACAUCUUCAUCAGCUCCUUGCUGUACAACAUUGCUGUAUAUCAAUAAAUGUUAAAACACCAUUUGCCACAACUGUCACCACUGCCCAUUGCUUAGUGAUGCGAGCAAAUUUUCAAAGACGAACAGUGUUGAUAAGCCAUUGGUCUGUGUAUUUUUAUUCCUGAGCUUUGUGGGCUUUUCAUUCAGAGCUCUGUAGUCUCUCUGCUGUGAAAUAGUUUACAAUUAAUGUCGUAGCUGAUUAGUUUGAGACCUGUUGGGUAAAGGACGAUAUUUAUCUUAUCCAGCAUAAAGCAUUCACUAAUUUCUCCUUUUUGUAUACAAAAGGAGUCUCUUGUGAAAAGGAUUUCAUCCAUACAACAGCGAUAUACUGCCAUCACCCUGCGCUUUCUUUUUUCGAACGUGUGAAAUUCUAUUGUUUGUAAAAAUGUUCACUUGUUUGGUUUAAUAGAAUUUGAAGACACAAACCGCUAGCUGAGGUGAAGUCUUUGCACAGCGGAACUCCGCCUCCUUGUAGACGCAAGUAAUAUAUAGUGAUGUUUCUGUGCCUUCUGAUUGGUCACUAUUUUAAAUGUUGAUUCCCUAUUGGCUGCAAAUUAGUAUUUGAUUCCUGUGCUUCAUUCAUGCAGCGCACUAGGAGUUAGAGUCUUCAUAAUGGUUACAAACCAUGUUUUUUAUAUACUUGAGAUUUCUUUUUGUUUUGGUUAUGAAAAUGUAUGUAAUGUUUUGAAUACUAAUUGACGCAUUUACUAGUGCGCAUGGAUUGACUCAGGACAGGUUGAGAUGACUGGCAAGUAGUUUAUUGCUCAUUUGACCUGUUUGGUGGACUGAACUUAAAUGAAGGGAACAUUUUUUUUAGGAAUAGUUUUUCCCUCUCAAGCCAGAGGUAAAGUUUGUAUUAUAUCUGUAUCAUCUUUUCACGUCAAGAUUUUUUUCAAACCAUUCAUUUUACUGUUAACAGUGUCUUGAUUGUCACAAGCUCGCUUGUCUGUCGCAAAUUCCACUUCUGCAGGCUUUUAAUAUAUUUGGUAAUAUGUCAUUAAACCAGUCCUCAAUACUUAAUGUAUAAAGCUGAAAAGGAACAAACCCAAGAAUAUGAAUUUUGAGGUUGAGGAACCCUUGUCAGUCAGUUAAUAUUGUAUUCUGUAUUUUAAUUUAUUUGGUCAAACCUAGACAUUUCAUUUGAAUCCUUGUUUAAUUUAUUUCCUUUUUUUUUAAGGAAGUGUGAUCUGUUACAGGCACUGUAAUUUGUUAGCUCUUGGGUUACCGAAUGUCUCAUUCUAGAAAGUGUUUUAUUUAUAAUUAUUUUGUCAGUUGCACUAUUCUUUUUGUCAGGGAUUUUUAGCCAUUGUUAAACGAAUAGCCAUUAAGCCAACAAAUUAAUCAGUUUUUUCCCCACACAACCCUCAGGGUUCAAGUCACCACAAGCUAGACUAUACAGCAGUCAAAUGUUUGCAUUGAUAAAUUGUGAAUUCACUUGUAGAAUGUUCUAUGAUGCUUAUUUAUUGUGGUUCACUGUAUGUUAUAUUUGCUGAGGACAAUUAAAAUCGUUUUCUACUCAAA
Messenger RNA from Sinocyclocheilus rhinocerous, 3577 nucleotides. Its product is annotated as long-chain-fatty-acid--CoA ligase 4-like. Gene Ontology annotation, molecular function: arachidonate-CoA ligase activity. Gene Ontology annotation, cellular component: plasma membrane; endoplasmic reticulum; lipid droplet. Gene Ontology annotation, biological process: long-chain fatty acid metabolic process; long-chain fatty-acyl-CoA metabolic process; neuron differentiation. The coding region runs from base 271 to 1998 and encodes 575 amino acids. NCBI's taxonomy places the organism in Eukaryota, Metazoa, Chordata, Actinopteri, Cypriniformes, Cyprinidae. The record is from RefSeq and is a predicted model, not a curated record. The transcript is spliced from 12 exons.